Manis pentadactyla (Chinese pangolin) is the source of this 2196-nucleotide messenger RNA. Its product is annotated as mRNA export factor GLE1-like. Gene Ontology annotation, cellular component: nuclear pore cytoplasmic filaments; nuclear pore; cytoplasm. The record is from RefSeq and is a predicted model, not a curated record. The transcript has 9 exons. NCBI's taxonomy places the organism in Eukaryota, Metazoa, Chordata, Mammalia, Pholidota, Manidae. Gene Ontology annotation, molecular function: phospholipid binding; translation initiation factor binding; inositol hexakisphosphate binding. Gene Ontology annotation, biological process: poly(A)+ mRNA export from nucleus; regulation of translational termination; regulation of translational initiation. Bases 280 to 1353 code for a protein of 357 amino acids.
GUGUUGUCUAAACAGCGUCUGCGAGAGGGCGUCUGCGAGAGGGCGCAGGAGCUUUAGCCAUGCGUGGCAGGGUCGCUGUUGGGAGACCCUAGAGGCGCUGCGCAGUUCGGACAAAGGUCGCCGCUGGUACGACUGCGACUUGCUGCUGUGGAGCGACGUGAGCGGUGGCGCUGGAGGGGGCGGUGGCCUUUCUGAUCCCUCGCCACGUACCCCUGUUGUUACAGAGCCCUGGGCGUGUCCUGCCCGGACCCGGAGAGGCUGAGGCGCCGGCAGGAGUUGAUGGAGAAGACGGUGCGAGCCUUCGCUGACAUGGCUUCUGAACAACUGAAGCAGUAUGAUGAGCGGAGGGAACUGAAGCGUCGUAAAGAACUCCAGGAUCUACGGGAAAUGAUGGAGAAGAGCUCCAGAGAAGUCCUGGCCCGCCACGAGAAGCUAAAAGCUGAGCAUCGUCACAGAGCAGAGAUUCUCAACCAGAAGCUGUGGGAGGCAGAGCAACAGCGCCUGAGGCGAGUGGAACAGGAGCGGCUGCAGAAGGAAGAAGGCCAGAUCCGCCUGCGGAGACUCUAUGCCCUGCAGGAGGAGAUGCUGCACCUCAUCCAGCAGCUGGGCGCCUCGGAGCAACAGCACAGAGACCUGAAGGGUGACCUUUCUGCCUUCCACACCCGAGGCAACCGGCUGUGUGGCCUCAUCUCGGGAAACAUCUGGGCCAAUUGUGAGAACGGCCUUCCCACAGCAGAGGACCAGGCUGUGGCCGAGAGGGCUCUGCAGGAAAUGCGGGACCUCCUUAUGAACUCGGAGCAGGAGAUCACCAGGGCCUGUGAGGACAAGAGGAGGCAGGAGGCGGAGGAGGCCCCGGUAAAGCAGCAGGAGUCCCAGGGGAAGCAGGGGCCUGAGGUCCACACAGAGUCCCUGGCUCCCAGCCAGGGCCUAGGAAGGAAACAGAAUGAAGAACUACAGUUCAAGGCACAAGACAGCACAAUGCAGUGGUACCAGCAGCUACAGGAUGUUGCCAGUCAGUGUGUGUUGGCCUUUGAGGGACUGACCAGCAGCAAAGACAGUCAGGUCAGAAAGAUAAAGAUGGACCUCCAGAAGGCUGCCACCAUCCCAGUGAGUCAAAUCUCCACCCUAUCAGGCUCAAAGCUGAAGGAGGUCUUUGACAAGAUCCACGACCUACUCUCUGGAAAAUCUGUUCAGUCUGGUGGACGCUCCGGGUCUGUCGCACUUCACCCACAGGGCCUGGACUUUGUCCAGUACAAACUGGCAGAGAAAUUUGUGGUGAGAAACCUUAUUGCCAGAGGAUGCUUGGCUACCAAGUGGAGGAUUCCAAGGUGGAACAGCACAGCGGAUUUCUGAAACGCAUGUCUGGGAUGAUCCGUCUGUAUGCUACCAUCAUCCAGCUCCAGGGGCCAUAUGAGAGCCAACAGGAGGUAGCUGACCAGGCCUCCUGGCAGUGAUGAGAGUCAGCCCUCAUUCUCGUGUUCUAGCUAAAGCAGAUACUCUAUCCAGUGAGUCCUCCAGAGAGGGCAGUCUAGUUGCAUGUUAAGCUAAAGGAUAUUCUGGCUUCAUAGGUAUUCUCUAAAGAAGUUCUUGUUAAUUAUUAGGAAACUUUUGGAUCAUUAGAGCCAUUUGUUCAAGGACUAAUUCAUGUAAGACCCUAAAGAAAUGGGUUUGUAGAAGAGGCUGUUGGACAAGAGUAACUUAAAUCAGUCAUUAAGGUUAAAGAUUUUAUUAGAAGAAGUGUGAGCAAGAAAGUGUCAUAUUAGACCCAGUUGGGCCUUAGAGGUCAUCUAGGUCAUGUCCUCACUGAUGAACAGAUGGAGGCUUAGCAAGCCACAGGGAUCCACACUGUCAAGGACAGAGCCAGGGCCCUAUUCUUUCCCCAGGAUACAGAUUAGAGAUGAAGAAGUUAAUAGACUUGGAGAUGUGAAGAGAAAGGAGUAAAAUUGGAUAGGGUUUUUUGGUUUAACACCCCAUCCAAGUAGUCAUAGAGAAAUGAUGUCUGCAUGGUCUGGAUUUUCCAAAACAGUGCUGAUUUGAAAUACUAAGUAUUUAAAAUUUGGUUAGACAAUAUCACAAUAACUAUAGACUACAUCUUUCCAGGGACUAAAAUGCAGUAUUUAUAUCCACUUGUGAGAUGUGAUAAUGAAGGCAUGAGAUUUUAGGUACUGAAUUUGUAAAAGAAAACAUCACACAUAA